Molecule: messenger RNA, 2010 nt
Organism: Aspergillus oryzae RIB40
Lineage: Eukaryota; Fungi; Ascomycota; Eurotiomycetes; Eurotiales; Aspergillaceae
Product: putative heat shock trehalose synthase
Exons: 6
Coding region: 1-2010 (669 amino acids)
Source: RefSeq, a predicted model, not a curated record
AUGUCCGAGCAGCAGCAACGGAGGAAACGGGAGAGAGAUAUCAAUGAAGGGAUAUCCUGGUCUGGUCGGUCGUUGACUACUAUCUACGCCGGCAUCUCUGUUUUGCACCGCGACUACGAAGAUAGCAGAGCUGCCAUCGCUUUUCGAAACUCGGCGUACUUAUUUGACUAUAUCGUGUUUGAUUUGCUCGCUGAGUCGUCCAACACACCUGUCCAUACCAUUUGCAACCGGAUCGUAUCCGAACUGCGGACCUACAGUGAGAAGCACAAGGAAAAGAUCGUAGGUCUGGCCAUGCCGCUGUCGCUGGCCGACAAGUACCCACCUCUCUGUCCUCAGCUCUGGCGGGAAUUGGAUAUUCUGCCUCUAGUUCUGGAACAUAAGGAACGCGCAAGGGCGGAUGCCGACCAGGGUGAACUGGCGACAUUCGCAUCAUGGAACACCAAGGAGUUGGAUGAACAGGCGGACUCCAUGGUCAGAAAGUGUUUGCGAUCCUUUGGCGCGGGCCAUGUCCUGCAAGGGGAAAUAGGUCUCGGGAGCUUGGUAGGGGUUGACCGGAAUUUUCGGGUGCGGUUGGCCGAUUUGCAAGACUACCAGGAGACGGUAAAUGCUCGGACAUGGUCUAUGGCUCAAUAUUAUGCAGAAGAACUCAAGCGACGAAAUGUGAAAAUUGCGUUCUUCAGCUUAUCCUCCCAUGGGAGGCCGGAUAUCCAUACGAGGCACUCACUGGUGAGGUUCUUACACUACCUGGGUGGCUUAAACAUGUGGUCUAGGUAUGUUCCAAAGCCACGUCCAGGGAUCAAUAGCAUUAUCCGGAAGAUGCAAGAUUCUCUAGAAGGACUGGGUGAAAGGGAUGAUUCCAUCACUGUCGAUGAGGAAAUGUGUAUUUUGCAGUGGGUCUAUGAAAACGCCCGACGGUACUGGCUCUGUGAAGAUGAUCCUCUGCAGGCUCGUUCCAAGGGCGGUGCAGACAUUGUGGUCAUCGACGAUGUGCCGCUUACACCCGCAGCAUUAUUAUCGAAACAGACCGAUCCGGGACGACCAGUCAUUAUUGAAAAUCGACUUCAAGUGCAAAAGGGCGCGUUGCAGGAUGCGAGUAACUUUUCGACACGUCCGUGGAACUUCCUGCGGGAACGUCUCAAGCAUGUGGAUCUUGUUGUAUCUCAGGCCCCGAAAGAACUGCUACCGAAUAUCAUGCCGCAGAAGAAGGUUGUGUAUAUUCCCGUGUCUGUAGAUCAACUGGAUGGAUUAAAUAAGUGUAUGAGCGACUUUGAUCUCACGUUCUAUGGUCGCGAGUUCAACACCUUGUGUCGAUCCUUCGAAACACCGACUUUGAACUAUCCAAAUGAGGAAUACAUCCUCCACCUGUCACAAUUCCGAAACCUUGACGAAACAAUCACAGUCCUCAACGCCUAUCAAAAGUUCCGCAGCCACUGCAUGGACGCAGGGAUGAACACCCUCUUCCCUAAGCUCCUCAUAUAUCAUUACGGACCAUCUCGCAGUUCCAGAAGCACCCUGAUCUACGAUGCUAUCCUCUCCUACAUCGAGACGGACAUGCCGCGUCUCAAAUCGUGCAUCUACGUAAUGCAAAUCGGCCCGCCAGACCAACUCUGGAAUACUCUUCUGACCAGAGCGAAAGUCGUCAUUGAGCUAUCCAUGUGCGAAGGCAUCCCCGCCAUGCUUCUGGCCGCCGUGCAGAAGGGGAAACCCAUAAUCACUGCCAAGGAAAUUGGUCAGUUCUCCUUUACCAAGGGUGUUAAUAACAUACUUUUCUGUGAGAAGGGUGAUGCGGAUGUCAUUGCCAGACUUCUGAGGGAUCUCUGGACUGAUCCCCGGCUGAGUGAGUUGUUGCUGCCGGGGCCAAGGAGGUUGAGGGACGAGUAUACGACGGUUGGGAAUGCGGUUAAUUGGUUGUUUUUGGCAGCGGAGAUGUCGCGAGAAGGCAAUGUUGUGGAACCGGAUGGGAGAAGUAUCUAUGAGUUGGCUGGUCAGGGGGCUGGUUUGUGUGCUUGA